Messenger RNA from Archocentrus centrarchus (flier cichlid), 2516 nucleotides. RefSeq names its product plastin-3-like. The coding region runs from base 104 to 1963 and encodes 619 amino acids. Gene Ontology annotation, biological process: actin filament bundle assembly; actin filament network formation. The record is from RefSeq and is a predicted model, not a curated record. NCBI's taxonomy places the organism in Eukaryota, Metazoa, Chordata, Actinopteri, Cichliformes, Cichlidae. Gene Ontology annotation, molecular function: actin filament binding; calcium ion binding. The transcript has 16 exons. Gene Ontology annotation, cellular component: cytoplasm; actin filament; actin filament bundle.
AAACGGGACAGAGAGGCAGCGAGAGGCCGACAGAGGGAUUCGUCCCCCAGGGUGGUUUGACAGGGCUCCAUCAGCUGACUUCAGGUGACUCGUAGGUGUCAGAAUGUCAAAAUCUUUCAGUCCUGAGGAGAUAAAGGAGAUAAAGGAGGCUUUUCAGAAAGUGGAUGCUGAUGGCAAUGGCUACAUCAGUGCCCAUGAACUUGGCAGUCUCUUCCGAGAGGUUGGCUGUCCAGUCCCUGGAUAUCAGCUCAGGCAACUCCUCGAGAAGCUGGACAUAAACCAGGACAGCAAAAUUGAAUUAUCGGAGUUCGAGGCUAUCUUCAAGGACCUGAAGGAUGACCGCAUGGCCCAGAGUUUCAAGAGCGCUCUCAACAAGAAACAAGGCAUUGUAGCCAUCGGGGGCACCAGCGAGCUCUCAAGUGCAGGAACUCAACAUUCAAUCUCUGAGCAGGAACGCUUCGCCUUUGCCAACUACAUCAACUCUGCUUUGGAGAAAGAGCCAGACUGUAAGCACGUUCUACCCAUUAACCCCAACACUGAGGACCUGUUCAGAGCUGUCGGAGAUGGCAUCGUGCUCUGUAAACUCAUCAACCUCUCUGUGCCUGACACCAUUGAUGAGAGAACCAUCAACAAAAAGAAGCUCACUCCUUUCACCAAACAGGAGAAUCUGAACUUGGCUCUGAAUUCGGCUUCAGCCAUCGGGUGUCAGGUCGUCAACAUUGGAGCGCAAGAUCUGAAGGAGGGCAAACCUCAUCUGGUGCUCGGGCUCCUCUGGCAGAUUAUCAAGAUUGGACUGUUUGCUGAUAUAGAGCUGAGUCGCAAUGAAGCUAUUGCAGCGUUGCUAGAGGACGGGGAGAGUCUGGAGCAGUUGAUGAAACUCAGUCCUGAAGAGCUACUCCUCCGCUGGGCCAAUUUCCAUUUAAAGAAAGUUGGGAUGUCCAUAUCAAACUUUUCCAGCGAUGUCAAGGACUCCAAGGCAUACUUCCACCUGCUUGAGCAGAUUGCCCCAGAUGGCAGCAAAGAGGGCGUUCCUCGAGUUGACAUUGAAAUGACUGGUCUAUAUGAGAAGGAUCCUACAAAGAGAGCAGAGUGCAUGCUGCAGCAGGCCGACCGUCUGGGCUGCCGGCAGUUUGUAACUGCUGCCGAUGUCGUGAGUGGAAACGCUAAGCUCAACAUGGCCUUUGUGGCUACACUCUUCAACAAACACCCGGCUCUCACUAAACCAGAGAACCAAGACUGGAAUGUGGAGAGUGAGACCAGGGAGGAGAGGACGUUCAGGAACUGGAUGAACUCUCUUGGUGUCUCUCCACAUGUUCAUCAUAUCUAUGGUGAUCUGCAGAAUGCCAUGGUGAUUCUGCAGCUUUAUGAAAAGAUUAAGGUACCAGUGGACUGGGACAACAGAGUCAAUCAUCCUCCAUUCAAAACAGGAAGUGGCCAUUUAAAAAAGAUUGAAAACUGCAACUACGCUGUGGAGCUGGGAAAGAAAAAAGCCGGUUUUUCCCUGGUGGGCAUUGGUGGACAGGACCUGUACGAUGGAAAUGCUACUCUGACCCUGGCGCUGCUGUGGCAGCUGAUGAGGAGGUAUACAUUUAAUGUCCUUGAAGACCUUGGACAUGGAGUAGUUGCUGGAGAUGAUUUGAUCAUUUCAUGGGUCAACAAGACUUUGUCUGAUGCUGGCAAGAGUUCAUCUUUUAAAAACUUUAAGGACAAAACGAUCAGUAGCAGUCUUCCAGUUCUCGAUCUGAUAGAUGCCAUCCAGCCACAGAGUGUGAACUUUGUGCUGGUUAAAAAGGAAAACCUGUCAGAUGAAGACAAGCUGAACAAUGCCAAGUACGCCAUCUCCAUGGCGAGGAAGAUUGGCGCCAAAGUCUACGCCCUGCCUGAAGACUUGGUAGAGGUCAACCCCAAAAUGGUGAUGACCAUCUUCGCCUGCCUGAUGGGGAGAGGCAUGAAGAGAGUUUAAAGGAGACACCUGUACACUCACACUCUCUGAUAGGUGUUCUGCUAGAGCAGUGACUAGUCAAGGGUUAGGCCGUGUUAAAGGGGAAACCUGUUAAGAAAAUAAAAAUUAAGUCUUGAGUUAUGACACAUGGGAAAUAUUCAAAAAUAAUAACUACUUUGCACCUCUCAGUCCCACUGAAAGCAAAAAAAUCAAAAUGAUUUUUUUAGUUUAUCACUUGCUGCUGUUCCUCCUUCCCUGGACCUAUUUAAUGAUUUCUCAGCAGUUUUACCCUCUAAAUUCCCCAUGUGUCAUUUCCCGUUCUUAAGCCAUAAUAAUUUUUAAAGUAUAUGACCAAAGCUGUGCUAGAUUAUAGGCAAUUUAUGCUUUUGCUCUGCUUUUGCUGCCAUGACGACUGCAAUAAAGUAUGUCUAAGUCUUUGAAAGAGUUUUAGUCCUGGAUGAAGCUAAAAUCAAAUUGUAACUGAAUAAUUGAAUGCUUUGAGUUUUCAUGUGAGAAAUACUUAAAAAUUACUUUAAAAUCCUCGUGUACAAUCAGAUCUAUUAAAUUUGUUUUC